UCCAGGGAGGAAGUCGCUGAGAUUGGGAAACGCGCAACAACUCUGCAAAAUAAAAACCAAAGCACACACACACACACACACACACAAGAACACCCCCUAACCCGGGAUCUCGGGGGGAGAGCAGAAGAGAGAAGACAGCGGUUCCUCGUCGGGAACAGUGGAAACCUCCAGCUUUUGGAAUAUGGACUAGAGGCGGCGGGUCGCAGCAGAUGGACGCGGCGAGAAGUUUGGUGUUCGUGGGGGCCGUGCUGCUCGGAGCGACGGGCGCGCUGGCCAGAGAAGUGUGCCUGGGCACAGAUAUGAAGCUGGCACUGCCCUCCAGCCUGGAAAACCACUACGAGACCCUGAGGUUGCUGUACACUGGCUGCCAGGUCGUCCAUGGCAACCUGGAGAUUACACAUCUUCAUGGACAACCGGACCUCUCCUUCCUACAGGGGAUCGUGGAGGUGCAGGGUUAUGUACUCGUAGCCCAUGUGUCGGUGAAUGUGGUGCCUUUGGACAACCUCCGGAUCAUCCGAGGCAGCCAGCGGUACAACUCCAGCUUCGCCCUGGCUGUGCUGGAUAACACUCUGGAUGGACAGGGGCUCAGGACACUCCGGCUUCGUAGCCUCACAGAGAUCCUGUUGGGUGGUGUGUACAUCUGGGGGAACCCCCAACUGUGCUUCCCAGACCCCCAGAACAUCAUUUGGAGGGACACCUUGGAUGAGCAGAACUUCCACGCCAGGGUGCACCGACUGCAGCCUCGGGCGGCUAAAUGUCCAGAUUGUUCCUCUGCGUGUGGUAAAAACUGCUGGGGAGAAACUGCACAGGACUGCCAAACCUUGACCCGUAUUAGAUGUGCGUCUGGCUGUCAGCGGUGCAAAGGACCGCUGCCCAACGACUGCUGUCACAUGCAGUGUGCUGCUGGAUGCACAGGACCCAAAGACUCGGACUGCUUGGCGUGCCGUCACUUCAAUGACAGCGGUGUGUGUAAGGAGAACUGCCCUCCCCCUACGAUUUACGACCCCAUCACCUUUGAGACCAAACCCAACCCAAACAAGAAGUUCAACUUUGGAGCCACCUGCGUCAAGACGUGUCCCUAUAACUACCUGGCUAUGGAAGUGGCCUGUACUUUGAAUUGUCCCGUAGCCAACAAGGAAGUUAUCAUCUCCCACCCUGAUGGAACUGACACGCAGAAAUGUGACAAGUGUGAAGGGGACUGUCCCAAAAUGUGUUAUGGUCUGGGUAUGGACAACCUUGGCGUCAUGGAGAACCAUGGCAUUGCCAUGGUAACGUCUUCAAAUGUGGAGCAGUUCAACAAGUGUAAGAAGAUCUUUGGCAGUCUGGCCUUCCUCCCUCAGAGCUUUGCAAGGGACACUGUGAGCAACACCUCAGGACUGACACUGGAGCAGUUGAGCACCUUCAAGCAACUGGAGGAGAUAACAGGCUACUUGUACGUUGAAGCCUGGCCUGAAGAGUGGACUGACCUGAGUGUGUUUGAGAACCUGAAGGUGAUCCGAGGCAGGAUGCUCUACAAGGGUGUGUUUUCACUCGCCCUCCAAAAUCUACACAUCCAGUCUCUUGGAUUGCGUUCACUACGCAGCGUCAGUGGAGGUUUGGUCCUGUUGCACAACAAUUCCAAGCUGUGCUACACCAAUUCACUGCCCUGGGGGAGUCUCCUGCAUCCCACUCAAGGACCCCACCGAAUCGUCAGCCACAACCAGGACCCCGAAGCCUGUGAGGCAGAGGGGCGCAUUUGUCACCCGCUGUGUGAUGGGGGCUGUUGGGGUCCGGGACCCAGCCAGUGUGUGUCCUGCAAAGCUUUCCGACGUGGCAUUGAGUGUGUAGAGCAGUGUGACAUCUAUCAGGGAGCUAUGCGUGAAUACACAGACGGAUCUUUGUGUGUCGCCUGUCACACAGAGUGUGGACCUCUCAAUGGCUCUGCCUCCUGCCAUGGCCCGGGUGCAGAACAUUGCACAGAGUGUCGAAACUUCCAGGACGGUGAGUUUUGUGUGGACCAUUGUCCCAGCGGCGUGAAGGAGGAUCAGCAGACUGUGUGGAAGUACAGCAACGCGACAGGACACUGUCUGCCCUGCAACACCAACUGCUCUCUGUCCUGCACUGUGAUGGAUGACAGAGGUUGCCCCGUUGAUAACAGGACAGGACCGGCUACGACCAUUGCGGCUGCGGUGGGUGGGGUGGUGCUCUUCUUCAUCCUGCUGGCUCUGCUGGUCUUCUACCUGAAGAGGCAGAAGAAGCUGAAGAGGAAGGAGACCAUGAGGAGGAUCCUGCAGGAACAUGAGCUGGUAGAGCCUCUAACGCCCAGUGGUGCGUCACCCAAUCAGGCUCAGAUGCGAAUCCUAAAGGAGACAGAGUUGAAAAAACUCAGGGUGCUGGGUGCAGGGGCCUUUGGUACCGUGUACAAGGGAGUGUGGGCUCCUGAUGGGGAAAACGUGAAAAUACCAGUUGCUAUUAAGGUAUUACGAGAGAACACCUCGCCAAAGGCCAAUAAAGAAAUCCUUGAUGAGGCCUAUGUGAUGGCGGGGGUUGCCAGCCCUUACGUGUGUCGUCUUCUGGGAAUCUGUCUGACCUCUACGGUGCAGCUGGUCACUCAGCUGAUGCCAUACGGCUGCCUUCUGGACUACGUCAGGGAGAACAAGGACCACAUUGGCUCACAAUUCCUCCUCAACUGGUGUGUCCAGAUUGCCAAGGGGAUGAGUUAUCUGGAGGAGGUGCGGCUGGUCCACAGGGAUCUGGCCGCCCGCAACGUUCUAGUGAAAAACCCAAACCACGUGAAGAUCACCGACUUCGGCCUUGCCCGUCUGCUCGACAUAGACGAGACUGAGUAUCAUGCUGACGGAGGGAAGGUACCAAUUAAAUGGAUGGCUCUGGAGUCUAUUCUGCACAGGAGGUUCACACAUCAGAGCGACGUCUGGAGCUACGGGGUGACAGUCUGGGAGCUGAUGACGUUUGGCGCUAAGCCCUACGACAUGAUCCCAGCGAGGGAAAUCCCAGAAGUUUUAGAGGGAGGAGAACGACUUCCCCAGCCGCUCAUCUGCACCAUCGACGUCUACAUGAUCAUGGUCAAAUGUUGGAUGAUUGAUCCAGAGAGCAGACCGAAGUUCAAAAAUCUGGUGAAUGAUUUCAGUGUCAUGGCCAGAGAUCCCCCUCGCUAUGUAGUCAUUCAGAAUGAUGAGCAGAUGAGCAUGUCCAGCCCAGUGGACAGCCAGUUCUUCCGGAUGCUGAUGGAGGAGGAGGGGAACAAUAUAAGGGAACUGCUGGAUGCUGAGGAGUAUCUGGUGCCUCAGCCAAACCUCUUCCCCCGGGGUCAGGGGGACGGGGCUCAUUCCAACGGGCCGUCCAGACACCAAUCAUACAGGCAGAGCAGAGAUCAGGGCUUGGAUGUCGAACCCUCCAUCGCAGGCGGCCCUCGGAGCAUGUACUCCUCCCUGAGCACUCUCGGCCGCAGCCAGUACCCUACCCUGCCAUUAGGAGCCAGCACCUCCAACGGCCUGUGGACUCCUCAGUACCCGACGCUGGCUCGCAGCCCCUCGACCGGAGGACAGUCUGACUCAGUCUUCCUGGACGGGCCUCCUGACGACCCCUCGCUGCCCCCGGCCAGCCCUGGACGCUACUGCAAAGACCCCACGUGCCCCGACGGGAGCCAAGAUGACCUGGAGACAGAUGGGCCGAACGGCUUUCAUCCUCCUCAUCCCUUUCAUCACUCACUGCCCAGACGUAGUAACGGCCAUAAUCACAAUCGCGCCUUGCCAGAGUAUGUCAACCAGGAGGUUCUGGAUUUCAGACCGGCGGUCCCCGAGCGGCCCACCACGCUGCCUCGGAAAGGCUCCCGAGUAGACCGACGCCUCCCAAAUGGCCUGGGCACCGGUCAGAGCGUAGAAAACCCAGGGUACUUGGUCCCCGUGAGCUCCGGGGCCUCAACCUCUCCGGCCUUCGACAACCCCUACUACCUGGACCUUGUAGCUAAAGCCAAUGCGCUGGCAGGGGACGGAGGGCCGCAGAGAGACGGGGGAGUGCCCAGGCAUCUGAACGGGUUUGUGACGUCCACAGCAGAGAAUCCAGAGUAUCUGGGACUUGCAGACACCUGGAGUGGACAUACUUGAAGAGAGGGAAUAGAAGUAAUGUGAUGAACUCAAGAGGAGUCACAGAGUCUACUGAGGUAAAAGAGGAGCGAGAGAAAGGGAAGAUGGAUGCGUGUGUGACAGAAAUGACCCGUGUGUGUGUUUGACAUUAGGAAUGAGCAGAUGGACCCGAGUCUUCUCUCUUAUCAUAUGAAGCACCCACAUCCAGACCAGUUGAGGAUACUCGGCAGAAGUCACAAAAAUCCCCCCGUUGUGACACAUCAUGACUCAACACAGUGUGGAAUUAAUCCGGUGUCCUGGGCGUCAUUUGUAUUCCUGUCUUCCUCUCAGCAACCUGCGACUGUUAAGUGCCAAAAAGAAGUUUACCCAGCCGCUGCAAACGACCCAGUACUUGAUAAGCAAAAGGGUUCACAUUUGUGGAAACCCGCCACGGUACAAGACGAGUCCGAUCGUCGCAGAAUACAACAUGUGGCGGGAUUCACACAUUUUUAAGAUUGAUUUUGUUUUAAUUAUGUUUUUUUUUUUCUACAUGUGGAGUAUUUUGUUUUUGUUUUUUUCCUUCAAUUCCUCAUAUGGUCCUCAGUCCAGCUAAUCAGGGAAACACAUAAAGAACACUUUGACAAAGUGAGCCAUGGUAUGCAUUGGGGAUUACGUUUAGUAUUCUGGUCACUUUCUCCCAGACCUGAUGGGGGUCUUCAGUACACUCAAAGCCAUUUUGUUUUGGCCGGAGAAGGCCCUGCAGCCCAUCUGGCCAGUAGAUAUGCUCCCAGAAAGAAAGGCUUCCUGUAUGGAGAAGACAUUGAGGCAUUGUGCUGCACUGAUGUAUGUGGUUGUUAGUGUCUGCGGCUGCAGCUUCUUUGUGGUACAGCAGCUGAGAUACGAGGUACGGGCAGAAUUUGAAAAAUAAAACUGCACAAAUAACAGAAAACACUGUUUGUGUUUAAAAAACACAGUGGACGAGUGAUUAAGGUGGAGAAAACCUUUCAGGGAUCGACGGGUUCGCAAAAAAGAAUAAGGGAGAAUUAUUUGCAUUUUAACGAUGCACUAUGCAGUAAAUGUGUUAGGUUACUGUAUAUGCCCCCCCCCCUCCCCCCAAGCUUGUGUUAUCAAUUUUAUAUUUUCACUGUGCAAGAAUGCAUAAAAGCUGUUGGUUGAUACAGUAUAUCCCAAAAGAGGUGAAGAAUCAGUUUGUUACCCUUGUUUUUAAUUGGUAACAAUCUCAUACCAACAAACAUUGUCGUAGCUCUGUUGUUUGUGUAUUUGUGUAAAAGUUGAGCAAUGCACUGGAGGAAAAAUGAAAAACGUCCCUCUGCUCGGUUUGGAUAAUAAAUGCACGGCUCAAAUUCCAUUCGGCAAGAGCACACUGGCAUCCCAGUUAAUAAUCUACAGCAUUUUUUUGAAGACAGUUUUUUUUUCUUCUCUUCAUGUUAACUAGUAUUGGGCUGGGGGAGGUUGAGCCGAGUCAAUGGAGCCAUUGUCCGACCCCCAUGUCCUUGUUGGAAAGUCAGAACUCACACGUCCCAGUGACUGAUGUUGUCACAGAUUUGAAAAGACAGAAGUCGAGGUCUCUUUUUUUUUCCUGCGGAGGUUUUGGGACUCUGUAGCAGAAUGUGCUUCAGUAAUUUGGGCUCGUAAUCCCGAACAAGUGAGCAGGCGACAUCAUUUUCCCACAUCUUGUCGUGUACCUAACAAACUGCAUCUUAUCAUCCAGCUGCACCCAGCUACUACUGAGAUUCAACCUUUUUCUUUUUCUUAUUUUUUAAGGAAGUACUUGUCUGAGAUGUGUAAUUUCCACACAAUGAACAGAGUGUGUCUCUGUGUGUGUGUGUGUGUGUGUGUGUGUGUGUGUGUGUGUGUGUGUGUGUGUUUGUGAUGAGUGGGAGGUCGAAUGUGUGCAGCUCCCCGUCAUCCUCCACCAUCACUUCACUUUCACUCUUUAAGUCUUUGGCAAAUUUUACUUUGUCUUGAUGUUCUCAUACGGGUUUUGAAGAGUUUUGUUCCAGAAUGAGAUAUCUAAAUAUGAUACCUAAUCUCAGAUAACAAUUUCAUUCAUAAAGAUAACUUCUUUUUUUUAUAUACAUGGAAAAAAUGGUAAGAUUUAACUUCAAUACCUGCAACCAUUGUAUACUAACAUUGUAUAGAAUUGGAUUUAUUUUCCAGUGAUAUGAUUCAUAUUUCAGUUUUUCAUGUUUAUAUUAUGAGUGUUUUGGAAUGAAACCCUUCACGUGUCGUUGCUGUCAGUCGAAGACCUCAUAUCUCCACAAAGUCUACAUUGUAGGAGAAACCCAGAUUUUAGAACAUCUAACAUUUACAUUAAACCAGUGGCAUUUUAUGAAAAGGUUUAAAAACAUUAAUGAAUGUAUCAUUUUGUGUGUGUGUGCCGGAGCACCCCGUGACUUUUUUUUUUAUAUCACACAGUAGCGCCAGUAAAAUCCUCAAAGCUUUAAAGCUUCAACUGUGAGGCGUGAGGACGUUUUUCAGCAGAUGUGAACGUCACCUCGGCUGGAAACACAAGGUUUUCACAGGAUGGUAACGACGCUAUGGCACGGCUCACAGAUGAUGAAGAAUGUGAUAUUUACCUUGCAAAUAAUGAGACCACGGCACACAGCUUUAAUGCGGCCACAGUUAAUGUGUGUGUGUUUACACUGCAGUGUCAUUCUUGUAUGUAUUGUUAGUUUUAAAGGUUGCCUGCACAUCACCGAGGAAGCUCACAGACGGGGGGGGGGUAUCUAUCUGUCUGUCUUAAUACAGUAUGUGUUAUUUCCAUUUCUCUAGUUCGUUGACAGCUAUUUCAAAAUUCAACCAUUCACUUCUCACUAAAACUGGUACAGAGCCGGAGGACUAGGCAUUAUCCUGUGGCCUGGUGGUCAUGGCAACAUUUUCAUUCUCCUCCCAUUGUCAACGUUAUUGAAGCUUUCUGAUUUGUGAUCCUUUGCGAAAGCAGUUAAAUUACAGGAAGGUACUGAUAAAAUAAAAUAUCUGUAAUUUACAUUUUGAAGAAAAAUGUAUCUCUCUAACUUGUCACAUGAAUAUUUUUUCACAGUUUGUGUGAUUGUGACAGGACAUGAAUAAUAGCCAUUAUAUCGGGAGUUUUACAAUGCAAAUCCUUUCCUACCUGUUUGGUCAGUAAGCCCAAUUGUGUACAUGUGUAGUAUAUAAAUAAAGUGUAUAUGUAUCAAUAAAACAAUCAUUUUGGUAGCUAAUUUGAUUAAAUACAUUGUGCAUUGUGACCAGUCGCUCUACUUUGGAGAGGGUAAAUAUGUAAGAAAAUAUUUUAUGAAGAAAUGGUCAUUUUUAUAUGGAAUUGUUUGCAUACAAUGUGUGUCAAAAGCAUAUAAAAGAUUUAAACUUCCAA
Molecule: messenger RNA, 7437 nt
Organism: Scophthalmus maximus (turbot)
Lineage: Eukaryota; Metazoa; Chordata; Actinopteri; Pleuronectiformes; Scophthalmidae
Gene: erbb2
Product: erb-b2 receptor tyrosine kinase 2
Exons: 27
Coding region: 210-4103 (1297 amino acids)
Biological process (GO): cell surface receptor protein tyrosine kinase signaling pathway; positive regulation of kinase activity; positive regulation of MAPK cascade
Cellular component (GO): basal plasma membrane; signaling receptor complex
Molecular function (GO): ATP binding; transmembrane receptor protein tyrosine kinase activity
Source: RefSeq, a predicted model, not a curated record